This is a messenger RNA of Aspergillus homomorphus CBS 101889, 2765 nucleotides long. RefSeq names its product thioredoxin domain-containing protein. The coding region runs from base 147 to 2504 and encodes 785 amino acids. The transcript is spliced from 5 exons. Lineage: Eukaryota; Fungi; Ascomycota; Eurotiomycetes; Eurotiales; Aspergillaceae. Gene Ontology annotation, biological process: carbohydrate metabolic process. The record is from RefSeq and is a predicted model, not a curated record.
CGAGCCACUCCCACUUUAGAUCGAUCGCUAUUGUCUGAUCCCUCGAUCGGAUCGCUUGCAGCUGGCUGCCUGUCUGGUUCGAAACCGAGACGCAAACUACCAACUAGUACAGGCCUGUGACCACGUGGAUGUCUUACGGUCCCAACAUGGCUGCCCCAUCAGGCAUGCAUCAUAAUAUGGCCGACGCAGGACCGAAGCUCGUCAACCGACUGCGGAACAGCAAAUCACCCUACGUGCGGGCGCAUAUGAAUAAUCCAGUAGCAUGGCAGCUCUGGGACACAGAAGCUAUCGAGUUGGCCAGGCGCCAUAACCGGUUGAUCUUUCUGAGCAUUGGGUAUUCGGCGUGUCACUGGUGCCAUGUGAUGGAAAAGGAGUCUUUCAUGUCGCAUGAGGUCGCUUCUGUGCUGAAUGAGUCCUUUGUCCCAAUCAAAGUCGACAGAGAGGAGAGGCCCGAUAUUGACGAUGUGUACAUGAACUACGUGCAGGCGACGACUGGUUCUGGCGGUUGGCCCUUGAAUGUUUUCCUGACUCCAGACCUUGAACCUGUCUUUGGUGGAACUUACUGGCCGGGUCCCAACUCCUCCACCCUGACGGGAAACGAGACGAUCGGAUUUGUCGAGAUCCUCGAGAAGCUUCGGGAUGUAUGGCAGACACAACAGCAAAGGUGCCUCGAAAGUGCCAAGGAAAUCACCAAACAGCUCCGAGAAUUUGCGGAAGAAGGCACACAUUCCUACCAGGAAGACCGACAAGUGGAUGAGGACUUGGACAUCGAGCUACUGGAGGAGGCGUACCAGCAUUUCGUUUCUCGAUACGAUCCUGUACAUGGAGGAUUUUCGAAGGCACCGAAAUUCCCUACGCCCUCAAACUUGAGCUUCCUAUUACGGCUUGGAAUCUAUCCUACUGCAGUGUCAGACAUUGUCGGGAAGGAGGAGUGCGAGCAGGCGACCGCCAUGGCGGUCAAUACACUCAUCAGCAUGGCUCGUGGAGGCAUCCGAGACCAUAUUGGGCAUGGAUUUGCGCGGUAUAGUGUCACUGCCGACUGGGGUUUGCCUCACUUCGAGAAGAUGCUAUACGACCAAGCACAACUGUUAGACGUCUUUGUGGAUGCGUUCAAAAUUACUCAUAACCCGGAGCUUCUGGGAGCUGUGUACGACUUGGUUACCUAUCUUACGUCCGCCCCAAUCCAGUCACCAACAGGCGUCUUUCACUCCUCUGAGGACGCGGACAGUCUCCCGACACCUAAUGACACCGAAAAGCGCGAAGGCGCUUUUUACGUAUGGACAUUGAAAGAGCUUACGCAAGUUCUUGGUCAGCGGGAUGCUGGGGUCUGUGCUCGCCACUGGGGCGUUUUACCUGAUGGCAAUAUUCCGCCCGAGAAUGACCCGCAUGAUGAAUUCAUGAACCAGAACGUGCUGUCAGUCAAGGUGACUCCCAGCAAAUUAGCCAAAGACUUUGGUCUGGGAGAAGAUGAAGUGGUCAGAAUUAUCAAAUCUGCGAAGCAGAAGCUGUGCGAGUACAGGGAAAGGACUCGCGUACGGCCAGAUCUGGAUGACAAGAUCAUUGUUGCCUGGAACGGCCUUGCCAUCGGUGCACUUGCCAAAUGCAGUGCAUUAUUCGAAGAGAUCGAGAGCUCGAAGGCAGUACAAUGCAGGGAAGCGGCGGCUAAGGCAAUUAACUUCAUUAGGGAGAACCUGUUCGACCAGUCGACCGGCCAACUAUGGCGUAUCUAUCGCGACGGCGAAAAGGGAACCACUCCUGGCUUUGCUGAUGAUUAUGCGUACUUGACUGGGGGACUCUUGGACAUGUACGAGGCGACUUUCGAUGACAGCUAUUUGCAAUUCGCAGAGCAACUGCAAAAGUAUCUCAACGACAAUUUUCUUGCAUACGUGGGCUCAACACCUGCAGGCUUUUACUGCACGCCCUCGAUCAUGACCCCGGGCACCCCGGGCCCCCUACUUCGUCUCAAGACAGGGACAGAGUCAGCGACGCCAUCCAUAAACGGUGUCAUUGCGCGCAAUCUGCUGCGCCUCUCGAGCCUGCUUGAGGAAGAACAAUACCGGACCCUUGCCCGACAGACCUGCCGCUCAUUUUCGGUAGAGAUCCUGCAGCACCCCUUCUUAUUUGUGGGACUUCUGGACGCUAUUGUCGGGCUGGAAACUGGCACUCGCAACAUCACGGGUGUAUUCAGCACGGCGACUUUGCCGCAGGGACCGAGCCUCGAGGCAGCGUCCGAAGGCCUCACCAGCCGGACGGAGGAGCCGAUCGCCGUCCGCGACCUUAUUGUGAAGAAGCUCCGCGCCGAGGCCGGACCAACCUUAUCGACGGCCACCACGACCGUCUCCCUUGUGGAUAUCAGACCCUCUCACCUAGGAAGCUUUGUAGGAAAUCAGUCCUUCUGGCUGCGGACGCGCAAUCCCUUGUUCAAAGAGUUGCAGCCGUCCCAGCCCGCGAAGAACCAUCUCAUGGUCUGCGAGACAGGCCGGUGCAGGAUGGUAGAUUUUUGAUACGUAGGUCAUAUUGCACAGAAGUCAAAUGAAAAAUCAAUUUUCUGGAACUUUUGAGCGGGUAUGUUACUACGGGAAGCACAGGACGAGACUGUUUGGAUUAUGCGGAGUCGAGGAUUUCUGAUAUUCCUCUCUACAUAGCGCACUUAACUGCUUCUCCUUCACAACACUAAUGUUGCCACCUGAGAUUGACACCCGCGCUCGCUCGGUAGUAUUUUAGUUAGGGAUUGUACCAUAUGAGCCAUUUCACAUCCAAUCGAG